AUGAAGAUCUUGGAAAUUGUUGCAGUAACCACUCUCUUAUUAUGUACUGGAAUAAAUUCUAUGAAAAAUAAAAAAGUCAAAUGCUAUCGGUGUACAGAUUGUCCGAAUCCAUUUGAAAAGGAACUGGUGACUGAAUUGGCCAAUUGCAACUACUGUCGAACUGUCCACACCUACCGUGAUGAAGAGAAUUAUAGAAUUGAGAAAGAUUGUGUGACAAGUUGUGUUGCUCGAGAUCGUCGUCUAAACAAGAUUGGGAUAGUAACCGAAUGUUGUGAUGAAGACUACUGCAAUUCUUCACAAAAACACAUUUCCAAUUCCUUCUUUGUUAUUCUCAGCUCAGUGCUUAUAAUUCCUUUCAUGAAUAAAAUAUUUUAA
Messenger RNA from Heterobilharzia americana, 375 nucleotides. Lineage: Eukaryota; Metazoa; Platyhelminthes; Trematoda; Strigeidida; Schistosomatidae. The record is from the annotation of a GenBank genome assembly.